AUAAAUUAAAAGUAGAGAAAAAUUAUCAAUUUGAGAUUAACUUUGGAUGACAAACUAAAAUCAAAGAAACAUAUUAAAUUUGAAUCUUCAGAAGCUGCUGGUACAAAUAUCUGAUUGUAAAGACAGAACAGUUUAAUAUUUCUAUAUCAAAAACAUAUUUCAAUAUUUUAUAUUUGUAUUUAAUCAGAGGGAUUUUCGGAAACUGCCUGACGUGAUUUAGUUAAAAAUAAUAAUUUAUUCAUUUAUAAAAAUAAAAAAAAAUUCAGAACACGUCAGGUUCGUAUAUUUUUACAUCGAUUACUUUUUGUAUCUGUUUUCAUUUAAAAGAAAUCUAAUUUAAUCUCGUCAGUCAUAUUCAUAAUGUGUCUAAAUAUUUAGAACAAAUUGUCAAACAAACAAAGCGAAAUUGUCAAAUUCCAAAUGAGCGGUGAAGCUGCUGUCGAGACCAAAGAUGAUCAAUGACUGUUAAUAAAGAUUAUUAUUAUUAUUGUCAAAUAUUAAAAAUGAAAAGAUAUUCUGCUCAUUUUACUCACAAUCCUCCAAAAUUCUACGGAAGACGAUUAGAGCUGCAGAAAAUAAAUGUUUCUCGAAGAAUUUUAAAAGAAAAGUUUAAAAAUAAAACAACAUAACUUGAAAUAACAGACUCAGAAAUAUGCCGAGUCAGGAAAAAUCCUACAGGAAGAGAUUUGUGUCACAUGCAAACUAAGAAAUUUGAGUCAGCAUCUGGUUCAGUUUCUGUCCGUUUGAUGUUUUCUGAGGAUGUUUGAAGAUUUCAUCAGAGAACAAACGUCUGGAGAAGCGGAAUCUCCCCGUCGCCUCUGCGUCUGUUGUCAGAUCUGAGAGUCGCACGUCGACAUAAAUGAAGCAGGUCCGGGAGCCGUCGCUCCGCAGAGGACGGACGGAACCAAACCGAGAAGAUGAGGCCGAGACGCAGCGGCGACAAACUGCUGGUGUGCUGCAGUGUAUUGUGGGUAGUCGUCUCCUCCUCCUCCUCCUCCGGGGUUGAAGCUCCUCCUCCUCCUCCUCCUGCUGGAUGUGACUCCAUGUUGGCGUUCUCCUCAGACGACUCCUCGACCUUAUCGGAAGGAAACAGGAACAUCCACCGCAGGUCUCUGUCGCCAUGGAGAUGGAGGUCGACCACGGUGAAGGACCGCGUCCCCUCCACCCUCUGGGAGGCCGAGUGCAGCGGCGGCAGCUUCUGCUCCGGACCCGACAGCCGAGGCCUGAACUCGGUCCCCGUCUACCAGAGCGUCCUGGUCCUGACCCGGCAGGAGGGGCGGCGCUGCUACACCGCGUCCUACCAGACUGUGGCCGCGGGCUGCACCUGCGUCCGGGCCACGACCAGCCGGACCUGAACCAGCGGCCGGGAGGAUGAGAAGAUGUGGAUCCACUUCAUCUUCAUCUUCAUCUUCAUCUCCUCCCACAAACGUCUUACACCUUGUUCUUUAUUCACAACGGUUCAUUACACAGAUCUGAUACAAAGACACAAAACUCUGUUGGUUUACCUGCGAUCAACAAAACAAUGUGGAUGUCGAAUGUUCCUGUGAAGCUCAGCAUCAGUGCUCAUCGUCUCUGAGGACGAAUGAAUGUAAGAAGAAGAGUGUUAUGAACUACAGUAAACUGAAGCUCAGUCGACGUGUUGAUGUUUCCUGUCGCUCUCACGUGUCACAUGAAGAUCGGAAGAGUCAAAUAAAGGAAACGUAACAGUUUUCA
This is a messenger RNA of Scophthalmus maximus (turbot), 1713 nucleotides long. RefSeq names its product interleukin 17a/f2 (gene il17a/f2). Bases 918 to 1355 code for a protein of 145 amino acids. Gene Ontology annotation, molecular function: cytokine activity. The record is from RefSeq and is a predicted model, not a curated record. Gene Ontology annotation, cellular component: extracellular region. The transcript is spliced from 3 exons. Lineage: Eukaryota; Metazoa; Chordata; Actinopteri; Pleuronectiformes; Scophthalmidae.